This is a messenger RNA of Closterium sp. Naga37s-1, 714 nucleotides long. Lineage: Eukaryota; Viridiplantae; Streptophyta; Zygnematophyceae; Desmidiales; Closteriaceae. The record is from the annotation of a GenBank genome assembly.
AUGGCCACCAUGUCGCUUCAAGCUCUCUCGUCCGCGUCCACGCUCGUGCCGUCGCCAUCCCUUCUAAAGGCUACCGCCACCACGAGGACAAAUGCCCCGGUUGCGUCGAAGCGGACUGUCGUGCGCGCUCUCAAGAGUGACAGUACUGAGAGCGGGCGCGAGCAGGAAGGCGGGAGCGGCGCCUCGUGGGGGGAGCGAUGGCGGCAGCAGCACGCGGCAGCGGCGGUAGCGCUGGCGGCAGCAGCUGCUGUGGCGGGCCCGUUUGUGCCUGACGCGGCAUUGGCAUACAUCGGAGGAGGUCCGUACGGUCGCGAGGUGACACGUGGCCAGGACCUGACGGGACGAGACUACAGCGGGCUGGACCUGCGCGGGCAGGACUUCAAGACGUCCAUUCUACGCCAGGCGAACUUCGCCGGUGCGAAUCUCAUAGGGGCUUCCUUCUUCGAUGCCGACCUCACAGGAGCUGACUUCACGGGUGCCAAUCUCACUGCGGCUGACUUCUCCCUCACCAGCGCAAACAAGGCCAACUUCACGAACGCCAUACUGGAGGGCAUCUCAUUCACUGGCAACACGUCCUUCAAAGGCGCUAUCAUCACCGGUGCUGACUUCACAGACGUGUACUUCCGAGCGGACCAGAAGGCGUACCUGUGCAGAGCGGCUGAGGGCACCAAUCCUGUCACCGGCAACGACACCCGCGACACUCUUCUCUGCUAG